GACACGUGACGUUGGGUCUCUGGCUUCUGACAGUCGCUGGAUAAGCUCAACAGGGAAACAGAUGCACCUUCUCCCCAAUGAGCCCGGAUUUUGCCCCGCUUUUCGGCUGCCUCAAUUUAAGUUUGUUAGGAUAUUCCGGAUCGCAGGGGGACUUCUCAAGCCCCCCUUGGGAUCGCGGUCAGUUCUGACGGGGACGGCGCUUGUUCUGCUGAGUUUAUCACACGGUGGUGUUGCUCCACCUCCACCCAUAUGGCUUAUUUUCCCCUUUUUGCUUCGGAAUACACUCACUGAAAAGCAGCCAAAAGCAAUGCUCCCGGUGACCGACCGAAGAUUAUCGGAAUGAACCUGAAGAGUAGAGCUGUCAUUUCAACGCAGAAACCGCGACACGCAGACUACCGGUCACUGAAGGAUCUCCUCCAUAAUUACACAGGGCUAUAUUAGAGCGCGUUCGGCCCGAUGGAUGUCUGAAUCCUUCUGCUCUUGAUAGCUAUGGCAGACUGGACCUUUAAAUAGUUCGAUCCUGGGUGUAAGAGAGCCGUUUGGCCUACAUAGUGUGAAGUAAUGAUAUUUGCUCCGGGAGAUUAGUCUUGGCUUGGUCUGAUAUGCAAAUAUAGGCCCUCCCGUUUCCUUUAGCUAGUCGUUUCCUUCUAUAAUGCAUCGGUUCAGUCCACAAUUUCAACGUGGGCAGUCUAUCGCAUGCCUAUUAGCAAACCCUACCUUCGAAGUCACACUUUCAAUUUUUUUGGGGUUGAAGAAAACCUUAAAAAAUUAAAAAAAAAAUCAUAAAAAAUAAAAACAGCAUCCAACUAUAGUAGAUAUCUAGCUGACACCGUGGUUCCGGUUGCACCAUGGUUCUGGUCAUGCGACAUGGGGCCCAUGUCGUGUGGUGCUGCCUGCUGGUGUGUUGCCUGGCAGAGAUCGGGACGUGUCUAGAGUUCACAGGUGCAGAAGGCCAGUGGGCUCGGUUUCCGGUGUGGAACGCGUGCUGCGAGAGCGAGAUGAGUUUCACCAUGAAAACCAAGAGUUCCCACGGCCUCCUCGUGUACUUUGACGACGAGGGCUUCUGUGACUUUCUAGAACUCCUCAUACAGAACGGCAAACUCAGCCUCCGCUUCUCUAUCUUCUGCGCCGAGCCCGCCACCGUGCUCACGGACACGGCGGUCAACGACAGCGAGUGGCACGAGGUGACCAUCCGGAGGAACUUCAAAAACACGACGCUGGUGGUGGACAAUGAGGUCAAAUGGGUCGAGGUGAAGUCCAAACGGCGGGAUAUGACCGUGUUCAGCCACUUGUUCGUGGGUGGAAUACCACCGGAGUUACGUUCCGUGGCGUUGCGUCUCACCUCGUCCGUGGUGAAGGACCAGGCGCCCUUUGCUGGAUGGAUAACUGACAUAAAGGUCAACAAAACGGAGUCGGUGAUGGUCAACAGCGAAGGUGUCCUGGCCGACCUCUGCGGUGCGGCAAACAUGUGCCUAAACGGCGGAGUCUGCAGUUUAAUUGACAACGAGCCGUCAUGUGACUGCUCCCAGACUGGGUUCCAAGGCAAGGACUGCAGUGAAGAGGAUGCUGCUGCCGAAGGUCUGGCACACCUGAUGAUGGGCGACCAAGGGCAAAGAGGGGAAACUUGGCUACUAAGGUCCCUACUGAGCAUUCAAGGAAAGGAGGAGUACGUCGCCACCUUCAAGGGCUCGGAGUUCUUCUGCUACGACCUGUCCUUGAACCCCAUCCAGAGCAGCAGCGACGAGAUCACGCUCUCCUUCAAGACGCUCCAGAGGAACGGCCUCAUGCUGCACACGGGCAAAUCGGCCGACUACGUCAACCUGGCGCUGAAAAACGGCGCCGUCUCCCUCGUCAUUAAUCUGGGCUCGGGAGCGUUUGAGGCUCUGGUGGAGCCGGUCAAUGGGAAAUUUAAUGACAAUGAUUGGCAUGAUGUCAAAGUGACACGGAAUCUACGGCAGCACUCAGGCAUUGGACACGCUAUGGUCACCAUCUCCGUGGACGGGAUACUGACCACCACGGGCUACACCCAGGAGGACUACACCAUGCUCGGCUCGGACGACUUCUUCUACGUCGGCGGCAGCCCCAGCACCGCCGACCUGCCCGGCUCCCCCGUCAGCAACAACUUCAUGGGCUGCCUGAAGGAGGUGGUGUACAAGAACAACGACGUGCGGCUGGAGCUCUCGCGGCUGGCCAAGCUGGGCGACCCCAAGAUGAAGGUGCACGGCAUGGUGGCCUUCAAGUGCGAGAACGUGGCCACGCUGGACCCCAUCACCUUCGAGACGCCCGAGUCCUACAUCGUGCUCAACAAGUGGAACGCCAAGAAGACGGGCUCCAUCAGCUUCGACUUCCGCACCACCGAGCCCAGCGGCCUGCUGCUCUUCAGCCACGGCAAGCCCAAGCAGCAGCUGCCCAAGGACCCCAAGCGGCCGCAGACGCUCAAGGUGGACUUCUUCGCCAUCGAGAUGCUGGACGGACACCUGUACCUGCUGCUGGACAUGGGCUCGGGCACCAUCAAGGCCAAGGCGGUGAACAAGAAGGUCAACGACGGGGAGUGGUACCACGUGGACUUCCAGCGCGAUGGCCGAUCGGUGAGUGUGCACAUAAUAAAUCGAAACCAGAAUGUGUAUGUUUCUGUGUGCAUGUGUGCGUGCGUGCGUGUGUGUGCGUGUGCGUGUGUAUGUUUUAACCCAUGUUUGGACUGUCCUGCAGGCAAGGGUCCAGAGACUAUAUUUGCGGGUCAGAAUCUGAACGAUAAUGAGUGGCAUACGGUUCGCGUGUUCAGGAGAGGGAAGAAUCUGCAGCUGACCGUGGAUGACCUGACACCCGUGGAAGGUCAAAUGGCGGGGGACCACUCUCAGCUGGAGUUCCACAACAUCGAGACGGGCAUCGUGACGGAGAAGCGCUACAUGUCCAUGGUGCCGUCCAACUUCAUCGGCCACCUGCAGGGCCUGACGCUCAACGGCAUGGCCUACAUCGACCUGUGCAAGAACGGCGACAUCGACUACUGCGAGCUCAACGCCGUGAUCGGCUACAAGAACAUCAUCGCCGACCCCGUCACCUUCAAGUCGCGCGCCAGCUACGUGACGCUGACCACCCUGCAGGCCUACUACGCCAUGCACCUCUUCUUCCAGUUCAAGACCACCUCGUCCGACGGCCUCAUCCUCUACAACAGCGGCGACGGCAACGACUUCAUCGUGGUGGAGCUGGUCAAAGGGUACCUGCACUACGUGUCCGACCUUGGAAACGGGGCCCACCUGAUCAAGGGCAACUCCAACAAGCCCCUGAACGACAACCACUGGCACAACGUCAUCAUCUCCCGGGACACCAACAACCUGCACACGGUGAAGAUCGACACCAAGAUCACCACUCAGACUACCAGCGGGGCCAAGAACCUGGACCUCAAGGGCGACCUUUACAUCGGCGGCGUGGCGAAGGAGAUGUUCAAAGAGCUGCCCAAACUGGUGCACGCCAAGGAGGGCUUCCAGGGCUGCCUUGCCUCCGUGGACCUGAACGGACGCCUGCCCGACCUGAUGUCCGACGCCCUGGACUGCGUGGGUCAGAUCGAGAGGGGAUGUGAAGGCCCCAGUACCACCUGCCAGGAGGACUCCUGUGCCAACCAGGGGGUGUGUCUCCAGCAGUGGGAGGGCUUCAGCUGCGACUGCAGCAUGACGUCGUUCGGCGGACCGCUUUGCAACGAUGCGGGAACAACGUACAUAUUCGGGCGUGACGGUGGACUAAUCACGUACACGUGGCCCCCCAACGACCGCCCCAGCACGCGCGCGGACCGCCUGGCGGUGGGCUUCAGCACGCACCUGAAGGACGCGGUGCUGGUCAGGGUGGACAGCUCCUCGGGCCUGGGAGACUACCUGAAGCUGCAGAUCGAAAAGGGGAACAUCGCAGUGGUGUUCAAUGUGGGGACCGAAGACAUAAACAUUGAGGAGAAGGCAAAGUUUGUAAAUGAUGGGAAGUACCAUAUAGUGAAGUUCACGCGGAGUGGGGGUAAUGCCACUCUGCAGGUGGAUGACUUGCCCGUGAUUGAGCGCUACCCUACAGGGCGACAGCUCACAAUCUUCAACAGCCAAACCACCAUUCAGAUUGGUGGCUGGGACCGUGACCAGGGCAGCUCGUUUCAGGGCCAGCUCUCGGGCCUCUACUACAACGGGCUGAAGGUCUUCAACAUGGCCGUGGAAGGGGACCCCAAUAUCAAGGUCAAGGGCAGCGUACGGCUGGUGGGGGACUCUCCCUCAUCGAUCACGCCCCAGUCGAGCGCCACGGCCAACCGCUCGGAAACAUCCACGUCCAUCAUGGAGAUCACCACGACCACCGCAUCCAACAGACGCAUCAAGCAGACCACUCCACGGGAGCCUCAGCAGACCACGGACGACCUGCUGGUGGCGUCGGCCGAGUGUCCGAGCGACGACGAGGACAUUGAUCCCUGUGAGCCGAGCUCAGCCAACCCGACGGGCGCCAGCCCCAAGGGCUACCCGGGCACGUCGGAGGUGUUCCGGGAGUCCAGCAGCACCACGGGCAUGGUGGUGGGCAUCGUGGCGGCCGCCGCCCUCUGCAUCCUCAUCCUGCUCUACGCCAUGUACAAGUACCGCAACCGCGACGAGGGCUCCUACCACGUGGACGAGAGCCGCAACUACAUCAGCAACUCGGCCACGCAGGCCAACGGCAGCGUGGUGAAGGAGAACAACGUCAAGCCCAGCGCGCCCGCCAAGGCCUCGGGCAAGGGCAAGAAGAACAAGGACAAGGAGUACUAUGUGUGAUGUUCCUCUCUGUCGCUCUCUCACUCUCUCUCUCUCUCUCGCUCUCUCUCUCUCUUUCGAUCUAUUUCUCGCGCUGUCUCUCUGUCUCUCUCUCUCUCUCUCUCUCUCUCUCUCUCUCGCUGAGGUGCCUGUUCCCCACGUCAGCGCCUUCGUCGCCGGAGGGGGACCAGAGUCCACUCUUUGACUAUCCGGGGGACGAGACGCACGUCAGAAGAUCCUCGUGUGUACAGUAUAACAAAAAUACCAAUUAUUACGUCUUUGUUCGGUUUUUGCGUUUUUUUUUCUCCUCCCCAUUCCCCGGAUGAUGGUUAAGAUGAAUGGAGACUAUAUGGACAAUGCUGCGCUAGACUCCAUUCAUGGAAACAAUGGGAUGGGAUUUGCACUCGGACGCGCUGACGAGACUGUGAGUCAGACGGGAAGUGCAAUACCGACUAAUAGACAACAUACAAUAGCUAUCUAACACCCGUCCAUGAUACAUCUCCUUGGACUCAUAUGAUGCGUUUCGAUUACCCGGUUUCUGGCGGGGCGAAGGAAUUACCGGACGUUUCAAGGAACUCUCAGCAUUACAAAACUUAAUGUCCUCAUUAACAUUGCCUGUGUUUGUGCUGUUGAGACUUUUUUUCUAUGAGCAAAUGACACAAUGCAUAUAUACGUGAAUAAAGAAAAAAACGCUAAUAAUAUACUUUGGAUGAAGAGCAAAAUGAAAUUAAAAAAAUUAUCUGUAUGGUAACAAAAGGAAAAAAAGGUCAAAAGAUGGAAUGCCAACCCAGCAGAAGGUUUCGAAGAAUCAGCCAAUCAAUGAGCACUCCAAAAAGGCAGUUAUGGCGGACAAAGGGACUCAACAUUACUGACUGAGCCGAUUUCAAUGCAACCUUCACUUUAACCAGAUGAACAUGUCCAUUGUGCCAGUAUGAAUUCAGGGGGGCCUUCGAUUUCGACAACUCUCUGUGUGAAAUCAAAGUUCUUUCUCCAAAUUCCCACAGAUGAAAACCGAUCAUUUUGAGGGAAGGGUCAUGCACGCAGAAUUAUAUUAUUACAGUACAUAUGUUUAUAUACAGUUAAAAAAAACACAUCUAAAUGUGCUUUAUGGACUGUGAACAAAGUGGUGUUUUCUAGCCUGUUGUAUAGAUGAUGCAAACUAUAACUGCUCCUCCACCCAUUUUUGGAAUAAAACCUAGAAAACGGACAAAAAAGACGAAGUAAGUGUUAAGUGUUGCUAGACCUAGACGAUUUUAAGACAUCUGCGAUAUAUAUUUUUCUUUAUUUGGAUUCUUCAAUCCGGCCUCCUCGCCCUCCUCCCUCUCCCUCCUUUUUACAUUUGUUCCUGCAUAGUUUUUUAUACGGACCCUUGAAAUAGACCACCCCUGGGCCCAUUGGGGGCCCAAAACCCAUCCUUCUACAAGUUAAACAGGCUGUCGUCUUGGCCCCUGUUCUAAGGAUACCGGUAGAACCACUGCCUCCCAGCUCAAUCCUGAUGGAAAUACCUACAUAUGCGAGAGAGUGACCAUUAAGAAUGUGUGCGCAAAGUUGUCGGAUGAUGCCAACGAAUGAUCUUGACCGUGACUGUGUUAACUUGCUUGUGUGUGUGUUACAAAAUGGUAUUACAGUAUCUAUGGAUGUCCAUUGUAUGCUUGGGUUGAAGAAAAAGAUAAAAAAAAAUGGUUGAGGCAAAUAGUUUUAAGUAAGUCUUCAUUUCAACUGUCCUCUGUCCAUUCCUUUGUUCCUGUCAAUCAACUCUGCUUAUCUUUUUUUAAUGAAAACUGUACUUUGAGGAAAGUGAUUAUCAAACAUAAAUGAUAAUGAUUAUACAUUCUUUGUUUGCUGUUUUCUUUCUUUUUUUCCGUGUUUUUAUGUUCAAAUGUAACACUUCUUAAAUGUCAUCCGAGUGCAAUUUAUUAUAAAAAAAAUAGUUUUUAAAAAUCUAAUGAACAAACAAAUAAAAUAUUACUUCAGUGAA
Molecule: messenger RNA, 6726 nt
Organism: Gadus macrocephalus (Pacific cod)
Lineage: Eukaryota; Metazoa; Chordata; Actinopteri; Gadiformes; Gadidae
Gene: nrxn1a
Product: neurexin 1a
Exons: 19
Coding region: 849-4769 (1306 amino acids)
Source: RefSeq, a predicted model, not a curated record